GAUCGGGAUCAGGUGACUCCAGAGCUGGAACCUGACACCAGACGGCUGUGGCUGCGGGGGCCAGGAGCUGAAUGAAGAGGGAUGGAGCCGGCCUCGGCCCCCCAGAUGGGGCCCCAGAGCCCACAGUCCCGGCCAGCCUAUGCUCCCUCCCUCCGAGACCCUCAGUCUUCCGGCCGCUGGGUCGCCCUUUGCCCACCUCCACACGCUGACCGGGAGCCCAGUCGGACUUGGGCCAGAGCUGCGGCUGGCAGGCGGGCAGAAACCCAGGUGCUGAGCCCUGGCAUGGGCCGGCCGAGCCCUGGCUCCUAGCGGGGCGCCCCCAGAGACGGGGGCCCAGGACGCCGCCACCGCUGCCCAGAAGGAGGAGGGAUCUUUUCCCAUCUGGUGCUUUUCCCUUUGGUUGGGGGUGCUGGCAGCCAGAGGAAGGGGCAGAAAAGGAGGGGCUCAGAAACCAGCAGCCUCCUGAGGACCGAGAUGUUGUGGAGAAGAAAGCCCCUCCCCUGGACCCCCAGAGACCUUCCCAACAGAUUGGUGAGUGGAUCCAAGCCCCUCCCCCUCCCCCAUCUCGUUUUGGCAAGGGGAAACUGAGGUUGGGAGAAAAGGCCUUUUGGAGGCUAGAGGCAGAGGCUGAAGAGAGUAAAGGACGGGCUAAAAUGAGCAUCGCUGACAGUAUUCGAUUGACAACAGGACGCUGGUGAAGGCUGGGCGACUUCCAGAAGAGAGGAAGGGGAGAAUGAGGGGGACUGAAGGGCUCAGUGAAAGCGCUCAGGGAAUGAAGGGAUGCUUGACUUGGGGGAGAGCUCCGCAGGGGUGGGGAGGGGCCCAAAGGAGGAGAAUUCCGAGCUCCAGCGAGGGACUGAGAAAAGCUUGGGCUGGGAGUGCCCAGCGUGGGACAGGGGAAGGGAGGGUCCUUGUGGGGCUUCUCACUUUAACUUCCUAAAUCUGACCGUGUCACUCACACACUCCAUCCCCUGACUGUGGCUUUGCAUGGGCUGUGCACACCCCGCGCCCCGAUGGUGUCCCUCCGCACCCCGGCGCCGUCUCUCUGAGAGUCCCUCUCUGUCUCACCCGCAGGAGGUUGGUGUCGGUAUCCCUGAGCCUGGGACUGGAGAAAUUCUUUUAAAAUGUUUGAUUGCAAUUGAGGGAGGAGGCCAAGGGCUCGCGAUGGGGAGAACGGGAGGAAGGCCCUUGAGGGGGAUACCAGGGAGACGAGAGCGGUGGGUGGGCUAAGGCCCGAGGCUCCAGACACUCAGUCACCGUCUCGCGUCUCUUCAGCCCACUGGCCAACCCCACUCCUUACUCUGCGUUUAACCUCCGUCUGCGGUGGGCCGGGGGAGGAGCCAAUCUGGAGAUGAAGGAGGGGCCAUCCUGGGAGGGAGGGGCCAGAAGGCAGGAGAUGGGCGGGGCAAAGGGGGAGGGAGGGAAAUGCCUGCGUGGGGGCGGGGCUUCCGAGGAUGGGAAGGAGUCCUAGCUAUGACUCUGCCCCCUUCUUAAAGUCUCCGGGUGCGGGCUCUGCUCCCAAUCCCGCCCAUGCCCCGACAUCCCCUUUUCCCCUCCAGCCGGAGCCCCUGUAUCAGACCCCAGCCCUCGGGGCCCUUCUCGUGCUAAUGCUGAUGCUGUGCCCGGCCCUGUGCAGCCCUGGCCCCAGGGUGCCCCUCGCUGGAGCCCUCAGCCCUGAUGGCCGGGUCUUGCCUGAGGCAACCCCUGGCUCCCCCCAGCUGCUGAGAGAACGCGUGCCAGAGCCAAUGCUGUUACCCCUGCUAAAGGCCCGUGCCCAGGGCAGGGCAGGCCAGCGUAGAAAAGGCCAAAGCCGGAGUCGGAGCCAGGGCCGGAGGAGAGCCCAAGAGUGCCACCUGCACACAGAGCUGGUAAAGGUGCAUGAGCUGGGCCUGGGCCAUGACUCUGAUGAGCUGAUCCGGUUCCAGUACUGCAGCGGGGCCUGCCCCAAGGUCCGAUCCAACCACGACAUAAGCUUGGCCCACCUGCUGCGCUCCGGCCGGCUGCGCCUCCCUGCCCCGCCCGGGGGAGGCUCCGUCCGGGUGCUCAGCCACCCCUGCUGCCGGCCCACAGCCUACAAAGCCGUCUCCUUCAUGGACGUCAGCAACACCUGGAGGACGGUGGACAGUCUCUCUGCGGCUGCCUGCGGUUGCCUAGGCUGAGGGCCGGCGGCCCCUCUCUUGGAGCCCAAAGCCAUCGGCAGCCGCCUACCUCCCCGCCUGCCCACCGGGCAGAGCAGCCAAGGGAGAAGCCCCCCAAAGGCCCGCGGCCCGGAGCAGAGGAGAGGGACAGCUGCUGGGGGCCAAGCCCCAGAGCCAGUGAGCAGGGUUAGGCAGUCCUUGUCCCCCUGGGCCGUACCCAAGGAGCUCAGCCGAGCCCUGGAGCAGCCUCCUGGCACUUGGGGCAGCUAUUUAUUACAUAAGUUAUUUAUUUAUGUCCCAAGGCCAGAGGAGGAAGGGCUGCUGCCUCAGGGAGGCCCAGCAGAGCUCGGAGGCUCAGUGGCACAGGAGAGGCCUGAGAGAACUUGCACUGGGCGCUGGGCAGGGCCUGGAGCCCAGAGCUGGUCUGGCUUCCACACUCGGACUCCUGGGGCCUCCUCACUCCUGUAGUUGAGUGCCAGCCACAGCCGAGGGGGAGGGGGGAGCAGGGAGCAGCAAAGGACCCAGAGUUGGGAGCCAAGUGCCCUCCCCCUGCUAGCCACGUGCCCCAGGCAAGCCCCCCUGCUCUCUGAGCCAGUUUUCUCCUCUGUAAAACUGGGAGUCCGUAGUGCCUCCGCGGCUGCCGGGAAGCAGUCUCACUUUGUAACCUGGAAAGGGUCAGAGAACGGUGCCCCACAAUGAACCAAUGUUGCUGCUGUAGCCUGGUGUCUUUUGUACGCUGACCGCUGGGCCAGAAAGUGCCCACACAUACUCGUGGGAUGGACGGGCGCUUGAUCCGGCUCAUGCCAGUGACUGAGAUGCCCAUCCCCAUUCCUGCGGGGAACCAGCCUCUCUAGACCACUGGAGAUGAUGAAGAAAGAGAGCGGCUCCCUGGGGGCCAAGAGGGAGCGGCCAGGCCAGUUCCUGAGGCGCCCCCCUCCCCAGACCUCUCUUCCCUUGGCCCACCUCUCCCAGCCCAGCUCCAUUCUGCUGUCUCCCUCCCCCCACUUAACUCAGAGUCAUCGACGGCCAGAGCUAGAAGGGACCCCAGAAGCCUCCAAUCAACCAAACCUGUGUCUGGUUGAGAACCUCCCCAUGAAAUCCCGAGUGCUUGUCUCGCCUCUGGGCCCCACAGGGCAAGAGGGACUCCUGUGAGCUGCAGAGCCUAGGAGAGGGUCACCAGGCUGGAGAAGGUCUAGAAUCUUUUUCAUACAAGAAGUCAUUGAAGGACUUGGGGAGAGAGCUUGGCUCUGGGCAACUAUUUGCAGGGCUGUCAUGUUGAGGGAUUCCAUUGGAAGAAUCAAGGUUCAAGUCCUGGACCAGACACUCCCCCCGGGGCCUCAGGAUGGGCCCAGUCCCUUUCUCUCCUCUGUGUCCUCACCUGGAGGAAGGCAGGACUGGACCGGACACUCCUGAAGGUCCCUUCCAGGGUCUGCUCUCAGGGGCUUCUGUUAUUUGGAGCCGAGCCUCUGCUCCCAGCUUCUUUAACUCCCCGGGCCUUCCCAGCAACUGAAACCUUUCUCUCUUCUCUCUGGUAGGGCCUUUCCAGCCUCUGGGAAGGGUACCUGGGAGCUAGGUAUCCUGGGGUUCCGGGACUGCAGCAGCUGAAUCUCUCUCAUCCUCCUGGUCCUCUGGGGGCUUGGGAAGGAGAUGACUGAAGGCUGCCCUGGGAUGCCCUCCUCAUCGCCACAUCUGUGACGCUUCCCAAGGGCUGGCCAAGGGUGAGGUCACGGUCAGGAGCUGACAUCAGCCCCUCUGCCCAGCAGACCCCGAAGGCCUGACCUGCCACACAUUCAUGCUGCCCCACAGUGGCUGGGAAGCCGGCCAUGCCUGCUGUUCAGCUGUCUUUUUAUUCCUCUGUCCAGAAGCCCACAGGGCAUCUCGACUUCCCAGAACCUCCAUCAGGCUCCCAUCCUCCCUCUCCCCUUCACGGCUGACCUCGGACUUCAGGUCUGCAAUGAGGGUGUCAGCUGUCCGGGAAGAAAAACGGGCUGGGCAAGGGGAGGGGGAAAGUACAGACAGCCUGAUAGAAAUGGGUGCUGGGAUUUUGGAUUUGUCAUCCUCAGGGAGCGCCUACUAUGUGUACUAAACUCUGAACUGACACAGGGCAGACAGGCGGCUCCGUGGAUAGAGCACCAGGUCUGAGUCGGGAGGACCAGGAUUCAAAUCUGGCCUCAGACAUUUCCUAGCUGUGUCACCCUGGGUCAGUCACAACCCCGACUGCCUGGCCCUUCUGCCUUGGAACUAAUACUUGGUAGGGAAUCUAAGAUAGGAGCUCAGGGUUUAAAAAAUAAAAAAAUGAACUCUGAAGAUACAAAGAAAAGCCCCAAACGAGCCCUGCCCUCCAGGAGUUCCCAUUCUAAUAAGGGGAGACAUUGGAUGAACCACUGCACGUAAAAAAUAAUCAUCGCUAACUAUUACUAUUUGUGUGCUAUUGUCAUACGUAGUAAUAAUAUGUAGUCAUCACAUGCAUGAAACGAAAUUAUAUUGCCAAAUCUUUACAUCGCUAUUACUGUGCACGAGGCGCUGUGUUCAGUACUUAACAAAUUCUUCUCUCAUUUGAUCUUUGUACAACAGUGCUGGGAGGUAGGGGCUACUAUUUCCCCCAUUUUAUACCUGAGGAAAUUGAGGCAAACAGAGGUCAAAAGACUUACCCAGGGUCACCUAGCUAGUAAGUAGAUGAUUCCAGAUUUGAACUCAGAUCUUCCCAAUUCUAGGCCCAGAGUUCUAUCCAUUGUGACUGGUAACUGCAGAUACCUAAAGAGUAGUACUUAUGUAGGAGAUGGAGGGGAAGAGGGUGGACCAGAAAAGGCUUCUAAAAGGAGAGCAGAAAGCAGGAUUUUAGCUGAGACUUGAAGAAAGUCAGAGAACCUAGAAGGUGGAAAUAGGAAGGGAAAGCAUUCCAGGCAUGGGAUACAACCAAUGCAAAUGCAUGGAGUUGGGAGAUGCAGCUUCUGGUUUGAGGAACAAUCAAGAGACCAGUGUCAAUGGAGCAUGGAGCAUGAAGGUGGGUGGGAGGAUUAAGGUGGAAGCAGACUGGAAAGGAAGAAGCCUUGAAGAGCUUUAAAAGCCAGAGGAUUUGCUAUUUGAUACUGGUGGUGCUGGAGGGCUGCUCGAGUUUAUUUAGGAGGAGGAGGAGGCCCGCUGUGCCAUUUGACAGCCAAAGGAAGGAUGGAUUGGAGCAGGGAGAGGCAGGCGGCCCCAUGGGCAGCCGCUCUUGCCAUAGUUGAGGCAGGAGGUGACGAGGGCCUGCACCUAUGGGGCGGCAGUCUCAGAGCAAAAGGGGGGGGGGUAUAGGAGAGAGGGCACAAAGGUAAGAUUCACAGGAUUUAGCAACAGAUUGGGUAUGGGGAGUGGGGGAGAGCCCCUGAACGAUCCAGGAUGACCCUAGAACUGCAGACCUGGGCACCUGGGAAGAUGGCAAUGCCCUCAACAAUACCAGAGAAGUUAGGAGGUGGGGGACGCUUUAGGGGGAAAGAAUGAAUUUGAGUUAAGAGCACAUUCAACCGCCCUCUGCUCCUCUCCAGUCUCCAAGGGCAUCCUUACCUCCAACUCCUCCUCCUUUUCCUUUCCACAAUUUGAUUCCAGGAAUGUUGCCUUCUGCUACACAAGAGCAAGGCUCACAUUGCCAGCCAGAUGCCAAGACAGGGCUCACAGCCUUGGCAAGGCAGUAAAGGCCAUCAAGUCUCCCUGAACCCCAACAGGUUUGGUAUUCUGGGAGGAGCAGGGCAAGAAGCUUGCCUAGAAGAGGUGGCAUUGAAGCCAGCCUUUGGAGGAGUCCCAGGAGGAAGGGAAAGUCAACUCAAGUUACCAACAAACAUUUUUUUAAACCCUUAACUUCCUUUUUUUAAUUUAGAAUAUUUUUCCAUCAUUACAUGAUUCAAGAUCCCCACCCCUCUGCUUUUUCCUCCUCCUUCCCAAAGCCAACAAGCAGUUCCACUGAGUUAUAUAUGUAUCAUUGUUCAAAACCCAUUUCCAUGUUAUUACUAUUUGCAGAAAAGCCAUUCUUUAACAUCAAAACCCUGAUCACAUCCCUAUUGAACUACGUAGUUAGUUGAUCAUAUGUUUUUCUAAUGCAUUUCUGCUCCCACAGUUCUUUCUCUGGAUGUGGAGAGCAUCUUUCCCAUAAGUCCCUCAGAAUUGUCCUGGGUCAUUGCAUUGUUGCUAGUAGAGAAGUCCAUUACAUUCAAUUGUGCCACAGUGUAUCCGUCUCUGUGUACAGUGCUCUCCUGGUUCUGCUUAUGUCACUCUGCAUCAAUUCCUGGAGGUCUUUCCAGCUCUUCCUGAAUUCCUCCAAUUCAUCAUUCCUUACAGCACAAUAGUAUUUCAUUACCCGCAUAUACCACAAUUUGUUCAGCCAUUCUCCAACUGAAGGGCAUCCCCUCAUUUUCCAAUUUUUUGCCACCACAAAGAGCUCAGCUAUGAAUAUUCUUGUACAAGUCUUUUUCCUUAUUAUCUCUUUGGGGUAAAAACC
Messenger RNA from Monodelphis domestica (gray short-tailed opossum), 6609 nucleotides. The record is from RefSeq and is a predicted model, not a curated record. NCBI's taxonomy places the organism in Eukaryota, Metazoa, Chordata, Mammalia, Didelphimorphia, Didelphidae.